AAUAGUAGAGAAGCAGCGUGAAAUAGCCAUCUGAUGAUUGAUUGAAAACGCAAUUCUUCACCGCUCGGACACCGAUUCCAUUUCUGGAGGGGUUUCUCCAGAGGGAGAUUGCUCUGACUUUAACUCUAAGACCCUGUGAAUACGUAUAUCUUCGUGGGCUCGGUGUUUAUGAGAGCAGCAUUGUUUCUAAUCGGAUCUAUUUCAGCUCGGUUCCUCCAAUUCAUUGCAUGCAUGGGAAGCAAAUGUCAUUUGUAACAGAGCAGUGGUUGUUUGGGAUCCGAUAGUAAAACCAAAUUAACUUCCUCAGUUCAUGAGCCAUUGAAUGGGCAGGAAUAUCUAGAUCAGGUAGUCCAUAAAGCUAAACUUUCAAAGGAUUUUUGGACAACCAGCACGUGUGACAUGGAGAGCAACAGUGCCGCUCAGUCACGAGGAAGCAUCUCGUCAAUUAGUACAUCUACCCAGGCACAUGAUGCUCAUGGCGCUGCAAAUACGAACGAACAUUCCGAAUUUGUAAAUCAUGGAGUCCUUCUCUGGAGCCAAACCAGACAGCAAUGGGUUGGACAUAAAAUUCCCGAGAAACCAAAACAGCUGCUUGAACCCAAAUUAAGUUGGAAUGCUACCUAUGAUAGUCUGCUGGGAAGCAACAAGCCAUUUCCCAAGCCUAUUCCACUUGCUGAAAUGGUAGAUUUUCUUGUGGAUGUUUGGGAGCAGGAAGGAAUGUAUGAUUGAGAUGUUGCAAACGAUGGCUGCGCAUAAAUCAAAGGAGUAGGGCUUGUUAGGAUGACUAAACUUGCUUUGGUUCGUGACGAAGAGGUUACUUGGUGGGGUGUUUUGUAAAUGAGAUGUAAUAUACUCGGUUUACAUUUAAACGGAACUCUUGUGCUUGGAAAGUUGUCCACAUUUGUAAAAAUUGAUGACUCUUCUGGUUUUGGCAGCGGAUGUUUAUUUCUUAUGCUCUAUUAAUUCGAUUAAGGGAAAAGAAGAGGAAAUUCCACAUUUAAGCCGA
Nicotiana tabacum (common tobacco) is the source of this 1006-nucleotide messenger RNA. Lineage: Eukaryota; Viridiplantae; Streptophyta; Magnoliopsida; Solanales; Solanaceae. The record is from RefSeq and is a predicted model, not a curated record.